UGCAUUCAUUUUGGUCCAAAAUUAAAGAAGCCAAAUUUAUUUCAUUUUAAUUAUAGAUAUGAAUGUUUUUCUGUUUGUCCUCCAGUUCCUAUCUUUCAUUCUAUUAACUACUCCUACUAAAGCAUCUGAAAUAAAUGUUGAAAGCUAUGAAUCUGAUAGGAUAACUAAUCUUCCAGGACAACCUUCAACUCCAUCAGUUUCACAUUUUUCAGGUUACAUCACUGUCAAUCAAGAACAUGGCAGAGCCCUUUUCUAUUGGUUCUUUGAAGCUCAAUCUGAGCCCUCCAAUAAGCCUCUCCUGCUCUGGCUCAAUGGAGGACCUGGAUGCUCUUCUAUUGGAUAUGGUGCUGUUGUUGAGAUAGGACCUCUUUUAGUCAACAAAAAUGGUGAAGGACUCAACUUCAACUCAUACUCUUGGAAUCAAGAAGCAAAUUUGUUAUUUGUGGAGUCACCUGUUGGAGUUGGUUUUUCUUACACCAACACUUCUUCUGAUCUCACUAUUUUAGAGGAUCAUUUUGUUGCUGAGGAUGCUUACAAUUUCUUGGUGAAUUGGCUACAAAGAUUUCCACAGUUCAAAUCCAGGGACUUUUAUAUAGCAGGAGAAAGCUAUGCUGGUCACUAUAUUCCUCAGCUUGCAGAGUUAAUCUUUGACAGAAACAAAGAUAGAAACAGUUACCCUUUUAUUAAUCUUAAAGGUUUUAUUGUGGGAAAUCCAGAAACUGAAGAUUACUAUGAUUAUAAAGGCCUUCUAGAAUAUGCAUGGAGUCAUGCAGUUAUAUCAGAUCAGCAAUAUGAAAAAGCAAAACAAGUUUGUGAUUUUAAACAAUCUCUAUGGUCUGAUGAGUGCAAUCAAGUCAUGAGUCAACUCUUCCAUGAUUACUCAGAAAUUGACAUAUACAAUAUUUAUGCCCCAGCAUGCCGUUUAAAUAAAACAUCUUCAGUAACAAGUAAUGUCCCUGAAUCACUUACAAAGGUGAAAAAUGAUUAUAAACUAAAGAGGAUGAGAAUAUUUGGGGGCUAUGAUCCUUGUUAUUCCAAAUAUGUAGAAGAAUUUUUCAAUAGGGUAGAUGUUCAAUCAUCUUUUCAUGCAAAUAAUAAUAAAAGAGAAAACGGUAACAUAGCAUGGAAGGUUUGCAAUGAUUCCAUAUUGGGGACUUACAACUUCUCUGUUUUUUCUGUCCUACCCAUCUACACUAAACUCAUCAAGGGUGGCCUUAAGAUAUGGAUCUAUAGUGGAGAUGCAGAUGGGAGAUUACCUGUGAUAGGGACAAGAUAUUGUGUUGAGGCUUUAGGAUUACCUCUAAAAUCUACUUGGAGGCCUUGGUACCACCAUAAUCAGGUUGGAGGAAGGAUAGUAGAAUAUGAAGGAUUGACAUAUGUGACAGUGAGAGGAGCUGGUCACUUAGUGCCUCUCAACAAACCAACUGAGGCUCUCUCUCUUAUUCAUUCUUACCUUACUGGAGACAAUCUCCCUACACGUCCAUGAUCAUUAAUUACCAAUUUCUUUAAUUAAACCAUUAUUCAAUAUGUAUAUGAAAAUGCAAUGUCAUAAUUAGCUCUUAUGUAUGCGUCUAUAUGUAAUAAAAUAUAAAUAAAGAAAUACACGCAUUUCAAAUUCAUUUGCGUGCAUAUGUCUUUAAGAAA
This is a messenger RNA of Cicer arietinum (chickpea), 1644 nucleotides long. Its product is annotated as serine carboxypeptidase-like 26. The record is from RefSeq and is a predicted model, not a curated record. Gene Ontology annotation, molecular function: serine-type carboxypeptidase activity. Gene Ontology annotation, biological process: proteolysis. NCBI's taxonomy places the organism in Eukaryota, Viridiplantae, Streptophyta, Magnoliopsida, Fabales, Fabaceae. Gene Ontology annotation, cellular component: vacuole.